Elgaria multicarinata webbii is the source of this 4437-nucleotide messenger RNA. RefSeq names its product RAN binding protein 3 (gene RANBP3). Gene Ontology annotation, biological process: protein export from nucleus. Lineage: Eukaryota; Metazoa; Chordata; Lepidosauria; Squamata; Anguidae. Gene Ontology annotation, molecular function: GTPase activator activity. The coding region runs from base 61 to 1863 and encodes 600 amino acids. The transcript is spliced from 18 exons. The record is from RefSeq and is a predicted model, not a curated record. Gene Ontology annotation, cellular component: cytoplasm; nuclear pore.
GCAGAGCGGCGUUUGCCCGUCGUUGGCGCGGCGCAUUGUGGGAGUGAUUAAGGAAGUAAAAUGGCGGACCUGGCCAACGAAGAAAAGCCCGCCAUUGCGCCUCCCGUCUUUGUGUUUCAGAAGGAUAAAGCGCAGAAGGCCCUUGCAGAGCCAAAAGGGGUGUCGGAUCCGGGCGAGGACCCUCGGGGAGCAGCAGAGCCUCCUCACCGGGCUGUGGGUCGCCCCCAAUCACCGGGGCGGUGCGGCUUUGAGGCGCCAGCCCCCCUGCUUGCUUGCGCCUGGGCGGCUUCCCGUUUUGCUCUGGUUCAACCCGAACUGGCAGGGAGGUCAGCAGAUGGGUCAAGUCCGGAAGACGGGGAAGAGUCCGACCGAGAAGAUGGGAGCUACUGUCCUCCCGUGAAGCGCGAAAGGACCUCCUCGCUCACCCAGUUCCCUCCUUCGCAGCCAGUGACAAAGAACAAUGUCUUCAUGCCCUCAAGCUUCUGCGAACCUUCUGCAGGAAACUCUGACUCGGAACCCGAGGAAAAAUGCACCGGAUUCAGGUUAAAGCCGCCCACUCUGAUCCACGGCCAGGCGCCCAGCGCAGGGGUGCCGAGCCAGAAGCCGAAGGAGCAGCAGCGUAGUGUCUUGCGCCCGGCGGUCUUGCAGCCCCCCCAACCAAAGGCUUUCUCGCAAGCAGUUCCAAGCAGCGGAACCAACGGCGUCAGCGUCCCUCCAGAUUCGUCGGCGUCCGAGUCCACAAUUAACACAACACCGCAAAGUCCUGAUUCAGAGGAGAAGGAGAAGCCGUGUCAGCAAAAUGAAGCCAACAACACGUCGGAGGCCGACAGAUGUGAAAAACCGGAUCCGAGCGCACAACAGUCCUUUGUCUUUGGGCAAAACCUACGAGACCGAGUGAAGCCUCGCUGGGGCCGUGCCACUCCCUGUGUCUCAGCCCCCUCCCUCUUCUCCCAGCUCGGAGACGAAGGGGACGACUCCGUCGACGUGCAGAACGCCCGGCUGCCCAGCUCCGAGACGCCCUCGGCGACCAACUACUUCCUGCAGUACAUCAGCUCCAGCAUAGAAAACUCUGCGCACAGUGCCGACCCUUCCAGUAACAAAUUUGUGUUUGGGCAGAACAUGAGCGAGAGAGUCUUGAGCCCGCCCAAAUCCAGCGAGGCCAACACGGACAGCAACAAGGAAAACGCCGCCGCCGAUUCCGGGUCCGAAUCGUCGUCGCAGGAAGCCACGCCGGAAAAAGCCAAUAACAUUUCCGAGUCCCUGGCCGAGUCUGCCGCAGCCUACACCAAGGCGACGGCCAGGAAGUGUCUCCUGGAGAAGGUGGAGGUGAUCACGGGAGAGGAGGCGGAGAGCAACGUCCUCCAGAUUCAGUGCAAGUUGUUUGUCUUCGAUAAGAACUCCCAGUCCUGGGUGGAAAGAGGCCGAGGGCUUCUGCGGCUGAACGACAUGGCGUCCACGGACGACGGGACGUUGCAGUCGCGGCUGGUGAUGAGGACGCAAGGCAGCCUGCGGUUGAUCCUGAACACCAAGCUGUGGGCACAGAUGCAGAUCGAUAAAGCCAGCGAGAAAAGUAUCCGCAUCACAGCCAUGGACACGGAGGACCAGGGCGUCAAGGUCUUCCUCAUAUCGGCGAGCUCUAAAGACACGGGGCAGCUGUACGCCGCUUUGCACCACCGGAUCCUGGCCUUGCGGAGCCGCGUGGAGCAGGAACAAGAAGCCAAAAACGCCGCGCCGGAGCCGGAAGUGGCCCAGUCGAACGAGGAGGACAGCGACGACGACGACGAUGACGUGCUCGCCCCCUCGGGGUCGCCCGGCAGCGGGCCCACCGACGAAGGCGACGGCCAGACGGCCAGCAGCACAUAGCAGCCACGAUCCGCUCCCCGUGCAAGAGCUGCGGCCGCCACGAACACCCUCCAGCAGGCCGCUCUGCGGACCUCUGCUCCGGGCCGCCACGGAGGCUCCGAGAUUCAAGAACGCUGCGUCCCUGUUCUGGUUUUCCCCCCUCCCCUCCCUUCCCUUUUUCAUGUGUGUGCGUGUGAUGGAUUUUUUGGCGGGGUGGGGGGGGGCGCUGGGGCUGGGUCACUCGAUUCCACAUUAAACAGGGAAAAAAGCAAAACACAGCGGACUUUGGACAAAACUGGCUGGAUGUGGUUUUGGGACAUUUCAACGCUCAUCAUAUUGAUGAGCAGGAAAAAGAGAAACCAUUUCCUCCCCCCCUCCCCACACACACACACUUGCGAUUGGGGGGGACGAGGCGGAGCGAGACUUUGCCACCGCUUGCCCAGGGGGUCUUCGCCUCCGACGCGCCCUUCCUCUCUUCCCCGCCCCACCGCCUCCGACGCCUCCGGCAGCCGGUCAGCCUCCGCCGUGGGGACUUCCAAGCCAGGAUUUCUUUUGCAAGCCCACCGCCGCUUUUCCACCCGGGUGCCUGCCUCGCCCGACCCCCUUGCGGGGAAGCCGGAUUCACCCGGAAGACGUUUUGCCCCGGCGGGACUUCGCAGACGGCCGCCUUGCUGGCCCGGCGGGCAUCUCUUUGGGGCCGUCUCUCUCCUGUCCCGCACAGAGGCGGGAGGCGACACCUGGCCCACGGCGAAACCCGUUUGCGGAGUUUGGAAGAGACGUCACGCGCCAGAGCGGAGGGCGUUCCUUGUUUGCUAACGGCUCCUUCCUUCCUCUCUUUGGUUACUAUUAUUAUUGUUGUUGUUGUUUUGGACUUUGACUGUGGCGAUAACUUUUUUUUUAUUAUUUUAGUUUUGAAUAAGAUAACUCUCGUGUCUUGAGCAGGUGUGACCUUUCCGGUUUUGUACUGUUCUCUUUCUGUUGCUAUUUAAGGGAGAGCAAAAGCCGCCGCCGCCCCCCCCCCGCCCCCCCACGCAAUAUAGAACAGGUGUUAAUAUACCAGGCUGCGUAUUUUCCUUCCUCAUAGCCCUUUUGUUUCCUUCUGGCCUUGGCAAAGUGUUUUAACAGCCGAGUAGGAAGCUGCUCUCUUUCUUUUGACCCCGGUGCAUGGGCUGGGUGGGGGGUCUGCCCUGUGGAUCCGGGCCAGCUGCCCAAACGCAGAAAUUUGUCAGGAGCGUGUCCCUCUGGUCCACGCAGAACUCAAAGGAAGCUGUGCGAACAGGGGAUCCGGCUGUGGCGUUGCUUAAAUCUUGAACCCAAAGUGCCCCGUUUCAAUUGUGGUGGGGGGGGGUCCCCUGCUAACCCCUUUUGAUCAGCGGCUUUUGGUUUGCCCAGAGUUGUUGCAGCGCCUUGGGGCAAAGCUCACGUGGGGCCCGGAGGGCCGUGGGGUGACAGAACCCCGACCCGUCUUGCCGCAACGGGGAAAACCCUGCAGCAGCAGGCACGACCGUAGUUCCCUGGGCCGCCGCUCUGUUCACCCCACUUCCAAAACUGAACCCUUCGGAGCAAAGACGGUGUGCAGGACGCUGCUGGGGGGGAAGGCGGAGUCGGUUUUAGGUUUGCGCUCCACCUUGGGAGACCUCGGACCGACUUUUCCGCCCGGGGGGGGAAGGUGGCCUUGUAACGUGAACCGCCCGACAGAAAUCACACCGGGUUUCAUCCCCAGAAUGCCCUCCUGCCUUUCAUGCACAGCUGGGCACCUUGCGGCCCUCCAGCUGUUUUGGCCGACGGUUCCCAUGGAUGGGUGUUGCCAGCCGAAGACAUCUGGAAGACGGCAAGUGGCCCCACCUUGCUAUAACGGAGGGAAACUCCCUCGGCCCAGUUCCACAGGUCUGUCCUCUCAUCCUUGCUGCUAUGAAGGAGCGAACGGCCACCUGAAUUCUCUUUGGCUCUUAAUUUUUUCCUUCUUCUGCCUGCCGGCUCACUAAAGAGCUGGGGCAGAGAGGAAGCUGGCUGUUCUUCGGCCCCUGUGCGUGUGCGCGUGUGUGUCCUCUCCAGAUUUUCAGCUUCACUUGUCCCUGCCUGCUUUUCUCUUGACAUCCCUGCCGAGGGACAAACACAGCGCCCAGGAACGCUCAAAGCAGCUACCGAGUCACAGAGGUGUCCGACAAGACUUGUCGCCUUUGGGGCAGGCUUUUUUGGAGGGGAAGGGUUGGGUUUGGGGGCACGGGGAUGGCUUCCGGCUUGCGUUAACACGGCAACCCCCCUUUUAAACCAGUUAACGAGAACGGGGCAUGGGGUUCCGAUCCUUGGCGUAAAAAUGAGAUUACUCCGGCAUAGCAGGUAUGUGUUGGGGGGUGGGUGUGGGUGGGGUGGUCCCUUCGGCCCCCUUCCCUCGAAGCGUCUGGAGCCUGGCAAGGGUUCCCUUUCGGUAUGAGUGCGUGUGUGCGCCCGUGUGGAAGAAGGCACGUUUGUGUGAAUGAGUGGCGUUUGAAGGAGGUACCAGAAAGCCGACGGGGCGGACGCUAGCUGGUUCCUCUAGAAAUGUUAAUGUUCAAUGGAAUGUUUAAACCGUUUCCCACAGAGUUCAUUCUUCUU